Messenger RNA from Gryllus bimaculatus (two-spotted cricket), 351 nucleotides. Lineage: Eukaryota; Metazoa; Arthropoda; Insecta; Orthoptera; Gryllidae. The record is from the annotation of a GenBank genome assembly.
AUGAUAGGUGUCAUGUACAUUUACUCAUAUACCCUUUUUUGUGAUGAUAUUCAUUUUACUUUCGGAUCCCAACCUGCAAAAAUAUGGAAGAUGGCUUGGUUACUUCUUCCUUUUGUUCAAAUAAAUGUUUUAGGACUCUUCAUGGCAGAAGAGGCUUGGGGAAUGAGAAACUUUUUGCAACGUAAAUUAAGACAUAUGUAUAAUCCAAGAGAAGAAACACAUUCCCAGGCUAGAGAUACAAGGUGCAAACAUGACUGUCUUUUAGAUUCUGAAAUUCUAAACAGCAUAGUCAGAGAAGAAAUUGAAUCAACACACUUAAAAAUAGUCCCAAGAGAUGGACAUCCUUUUGAA